AUGUCCACUUUUGUUUCUUCCUAUCCUUCUACAUCUUCCUCUUCUUCUGCAGGACCUUCUUCCCUAGCAGGACCUUCUCACCCACCUAUGCUCACCACCGUCUCUCCCAUCCCUGAUCGUCCUGCCAGUCCUCGCCUUCCUUCUACUCCCACUCCUCAGAUUGGACCUCCAACCACUACUUUUCCUAAUGGACAUUCACGUCUUGCUCCUGCUUCCCCUGACCAUGCACCUGAUCCAGAUGAUGAUCUGGAGUUACCUGGUACACCUUUGUAUACCAUCGAUCCAGGAGAAAUUGCGGAAACAGCGGAAGAAGCCCUAGGGGACAGAGCUAAAUCGAAAAGUUCAUUUACUUUCGCAGUUGCUCAAUCUAGGACGGUGUACGAAAAUGAUUUGGUCGUUCAGCGUCACGGACUGGAGGUGGGGUAUGGAGAAGGUGCUGAGGUAUACCACGUUUUGAGUCACGAGGGGGAAACGAAUCGGGUUGCUGAUGAGAGUCUUGUGGCUUUGCAAGAGGUUGGGAUGAGACGUUAUGCGUAUAACCAAAACGAAUCCUCCCCUCCAAUAGACUACAAACCAUCUCCUUUCCAUACUUACCUCUGCGGACCCAUCUCACCAACACCCAUCGAUGAUAUUCCUUGCGGUAGAUCUAUACCGUGGCAUAAAUCGCCUUGUGUGUUCCUCGACGUGGCUGAGUUAAUCAACGAGAGAUGUGCUCUGAUGUGGCCAGGGGAGAAUGAUCUACUCGUCGCUAUGCAUCCUCCGGAUCUACCGGUAUCCGUACAACCCAAAAUCAUUCUUGAACCUAAUACCUACACCUCACUUCUCUAUCUGGGUUCGGAUGGCAUUUUGAGGUUUCGAUCGACCUCUCCUCGAGCCCGUCUUGGUCAAAUACGAUUACAACAUGGUGAUAUCGUUGGUGUGCAUGUUGGUCCCAAAUCUCUUGAAUUAUCACCUCGACUAGACGGAUUUGGAUUCGUCUGUAUAGCCAGACAAGUUUUUCUCCAACUCCCCGCCACCCAACCACUUUCCUCUCUACCUUCUUACUCAACUCCAACUCUUCCACAUUUCCCCCCACUUCCCCCACUCCCACAUCUCCCUCCUUCCAACUCAUCCAUCCCCGCCCCUAAAACCCGGAAAAGAAACGCUCCUCUCCCACCCGCAAAAUUAGACGGAUGGUAUCUCGGCCCAUUCCCCAUAUGUCCCUCUGACCCCCUCCGAGUGCUUCGACCUCUCCGUCCAGGCCCCGUGGCCGACUUUGAGGCGUUAUCUACCGUGCGACCAAAGAUGACGGUGCAAAAAGGGAAGAAAGGGAAAGCAAAGAGAGUUUCUAUGUCUGUCGAAGUUGAAGAACAAGAGACGAAAAGAUGGACCGGUAUGGAAUUUAUAAAUGAGGAUCAAUUGGUUUUCCCUCCUAGUUCCAAUGCCAGCAAUAUUGUGAAACCACCAUUGAAAGAUCAUUCGAGAGAUGAUGAGGUCACAAAGGUCGACUUUGGUUCAGCACCAGCUUCUACGGUAGACUUAGGAGAAGGAGGGACAACAAAUGUUGGUUUAUUAUCAAGAGGACAGAGUUCAGAAACGAUCCAACGACCUGGGAAGGGAAAUAGAGGUAGUAAAUCUGGAAAGAGAAAGGCUUCUAAAGGGGAUGUUGGUGAUGCUGAAUCGUCCAAGGGGUUCAAUGGAUCAGAAAACACCUCUGUAUCUGGUGUUGGUACAGAAGGGAAGGGAAGAGGGAAGAAGAGAAAGGUCGAGGAGGAUAUACCGACUUCGAGCAUCUCAGGAAAGACGAAUGGUGGGAAUGGGAGAUUGUCAAAGAGGAAUAGUAGGGGUAGCGGUGUGACCAAAGUAUGGGAUGAAGAGGUGGUAGCUGUAUAA
Molecule: messenger RNA, 1872 nt
Organism: Tremella mesenterica DSM 1558
Lineage: Eukaryota; Fungi; Basidiomycota; Tremellomycetes; Tremellales; Tremellaceae
Exons: 5
Coding region: 1-1872 (623 amino acids)
Source: RefSeq, a predicted model, not a curated record